This is a messenger RNA of Labrus mixtus (cuckoo wrasse), 5599 nucleotides long. RefSeq names its product GDNF family receptor alpha-4-like. Gene Ontology annotation, cellular component: external side of plasma membrane; signaling receptor complex. Gene Ontology annotation, molecular function: signaling receptor activity. The transcript has 9 exons. Lineage: Eukaryota; Metazoa; Chordata; Actinopteri; Labriformes; Labridae. The coding region runs from base 394 to 1758 and encodes 454 amino acids. The record is from RefSeq and is a predicted model, not a curated record. Gene Ontology annotation, biological process: nervous system development.
CGCCAUGCAGUCUCUCUGCGCUCUGAUCCUCACUCCGUGUGGACAACUGUGGAGCUGCGACACACGGAGUCUGGAGUCUGACUGACUGGAAAUGACUGGUGCAGAGAAACUUUUUGGAUACGAGUUAAAAUAGAUUUCAAGAGAUACAUUUAACAACAGGAAUACGCCAAAUAAAUGGGACAACAAAAAUCGCGAGAGCUUGAAUCGCUCCAGUUGAACGCGCGGUUCAGUUUGGCCAACUUUGUGAACUAAACACCAUCCGAGCUGCUUCAGUCAGCGCAGCAGCAGCAGCAGCAGCAGCAGCAGAGGAACAGGAGGCUGGAUGUGGCACAAGGAGACGGGUCAGUGAGCCGCAGAGAGCCGGGUGUGAGUUUCCCAGUGUCCAACUCUCCAAUGUCAGCAGACAGGAUGAUGAUCAUUGGACUCCUGCUCAACAUCUUCUCUCAUGGUGGCGUGCCAGUUUCCGCGUCCUUGGACUGUCUGGUGGCCGAGCAGAGCUGCAUCCAGGUGCAGUCCUGCAAGGUUCUCUACAGGCUGCUGGAGUACUGUGCGGCUGAGGAGGCCGUGUCGCCCCUCGGUGCCGAUGCCCGCUUGGAGUGCCUGGAGGCCCAGAACUCCCUGCAGCACUACCGCCCGCUUCGAAUCUGCAAGUGCCAGCGUGGCUCUCGCAGGGAGGAACACUGCCUCAGGGUGUACUGGACAGUGAGGUUUGCAGCGUACGAGGAGUAUGAGGUGACUCCAUAUGAAGAACUGCAGUUGAAUCUGGUUCGAAACAUUGAGAUGUCUCGAAUGGCCUCCAUCAUGGCAGCUUCCACUCUUUCUGUGGACGGACAAAACCAGUGUCUGAAAGCGGCCCAGGACUGCGGCCUGUAUGAGAAAUGUGGCUCCCUGCGGUCAGAAUAUGUCGUGGCCUGUACCAAGCGAGCGACAGUCUCUGACAACAGCUGCAACCGCCAGAAAUGCCACCGAGCCCUGCGGCGUUUCCUCGAGCGCGUGCCAGAGGAGUACAGCUUUGCUCUGCUCUUCUGUCCCUGCUCUGACACUCUGUGUGGGGAGCGCCGCAGGAAAACCAUCGUCCCGUCCUGCUCCUACGAGGAGAAUGUGAAAGGGGAGGAUAAAGUCGGCAAACCCAACUGCCUUAGCCUGCAGAACUACUGCUCCAGAGACGAGCUGUGUAGAUCCCGGUUUGCUGAUUUCCAACACAACUGCCAGCCCUCCGCUCUGUCUGCCUCUGGCUGUAUGCGAGAGAGUCGAGCCAUGUGCCUGAAGGCCUACACUGGACUCAUAGGCACCAUCAUGACUCCCAACUAUGUGAGCAACAGCAGCACAGAGGUGUCCCAGUGGUGCACGUGUGAGGGCAGCGGGAACGAAUGGCAGGGCUGUCAGCGUAUCCUGCACAUGUUCAGCAGCAACAUAUGCCUGCGCAAUGCAAUCAGCUCCAUGGGAAUCUCUGCAUCUCCUCCUGUGGAAAAAAACACUCCUGCACCCGCUUCGGAGCCCUCCCCGCACGUCUACCAGGAGAGGGUCCAUGUCAGUGUUAACACUCUCCCUGAAUUCAACAGCAUGGAGGACAGCGAGGAAGAGGAGCGGGACGAGGAAGGAAGCGAGGAAUUUAAUGUCAUCCCUCCGUACUCAGAGAAGGACUCUAACAUCGAAUCGGAGGCCAGAGGAAGUACACAGGGAGCAGCCAGCCGAGCAGUACCUGUGUUCCCUUUACUGCUGCUGCCUACACUCAUCCUGGACUGCUGGAGCUACUGAAGCACCCGUCUGAUUUUUCCAUCUCCACACACGUAAUGCAACACAGAGGACAUUUGCUAGGGAGAAAUGCUUGAUUUCUUUUUCCUCACUUUUUUCAUUUUUCAAAUACCCAGACUUUACUUUCCUAUUCUGUUUCUGCUAUCACUGCCUCCUCAAGAGCUUAAAGAUAUCAGUAGUGCUGCAGUAUGUGCCGCGUCUUUGCUCCAGUCCGCUCCUAUGAAAGGAAGCCAACAACGUGAGCAGAUAUAUGAGUGCAUGGGUGAAUUUAGAAGUGCUGUCUGGGCAAAUGCUCUAUCUAGAGCCUGCUUCACACUCAAAGUGCAUCCCCUCUUUUAACAAGAAGCACAUCGCCCAAGGCCACAUCCUCUAUACACACUCCAAAAAAACCCUAACCAGGCUGCUCCGCCGCAACCAGACCCUGAGCACGGCUUUUGAUUUCUAUUUCAUGACUCAUGUCACAUCCGUUUCUCCAUUGCCCCUUUGGCUCUUCCUCCCUCCCUCCCCGCUUCGUACUAUGGUUGAAGAGGAUAAUCCCAUUUACAACAAGCUAAUAAGAAACUGCUUCACACUUAAACCUCUUUGUACCAUCGAAAAAACACUUUUUAAAAAAGUAAUUAGUCAAGAAAAAAAGUCACAUUAUGUAUCAUCUUAUGCCUUUUCAUCCUCUGCUUCUCCUCACUUUGUGUUCUAGAAAGAGGGUAAAAGUCGCCCCGCUCUGCUUCUUUUGUUCACACGCCACUUGGUAUUAUUACUACUGAGGGUGAGUGGCUGACAAUUCAACCUCGGGCGGACGUAAUGAGAUCAAAUUCCAUUGUAGAAAUGACGAGCAGAGAAAAGCAACACGAGCAAUUACAGCACAACUCAAAUUGCUCGGCAUGCAGGGAAGGUCUGGAGUGAGGCUCAGGGGAGGAAAUAGCCAAUUUACUGCUGUCAUACUCUCUCAGUUUUUUUUCUUCUUCUCCUUAGGAGGUGUUUUUUUUUAGUGCUCCUUUUACCCAUCAUGUGCUUCAGAUGUUGUGAGAGCGAGCUGUGGAGAUAGGGACGGACACAGGAGGCUGUAAAGCCUGCUGGCUGCUCUGAUCAUUGAGCAGCACAUUGAGCCAUUCUCUCUGCCUCAAAUAGCUUCUGCUGAUGUUAAUGAUUUUUUUCUCUUAUGGAUCAUUUUCGUGUGAAAUUACCCAGCUGCGGGGAGGUAAAAGGAAGUAUGGGGAUGUUUUUUUGUGGCGGUUAAGUUAGCAAGAAACAAGCCAUCUGAGCUCUGCAAGGAUGUUACAUUUGAUUAUAUCACCGUCAAUUCCUGUAUGUAUUUAGAUAGACAUUCAAAAAGAACGGUUUUCUAAACACAUCUGUGUUCAGGUGCAUAAGAACACUGCACAAACAAGACUUCAACAAAGAAUCAGAUGGAAAAACUUAUCAGACACUCUUGGGGACAGCUUCAUCGUGUCCUCCUGGUUUUAACUGUUGUCACUAUGAGGACCACAGCACAUCCAGCUUAAAGACACCAGUUCAAUCCAAACUUUUUGUUGGAUUAAAAACAUUUUGGCCGAUAAAUUUAUGCAGUUUAGUAGCCAUUGUGAGAUUGACCAAAAAGUUAAUUUUGGAGCCUGUAUGUUAUGUAAUAACAGCAGUGACACAAUGAUGUGGGACUUGAGAAGACAGACCACUGACAUGGUGGCGCCAGAUAGCCAGGAUAGCCAGGUUAUGUUUAGAGCCCUAUGUAUAGAGGCUAUAGGCCUCAUCGCAGCGGCCAUGGGUUCUUUGCUGCAUGUCAUCCCCCACUCUCUCCUCCCCACAUUUCCUGUCUCUCUUUUGGCUGUCCUAUCUAUAAAAGCAAAAACGCCCCUCAAGAAACACAUCUCUAAAUAUAACAUUCAAAGCCUUCUUAGAUGUUUAUAUAUCAAUUGAAGAGGCAAUACGGGCCAAUCCUUUUCAGCCCCACAGCUGGACUUGUUUACAUGAUGAUUUUCUGAAAUGAAAACUGAACCUUUUGAUAAGGGCCAACAGUGAAAAGGCAGAAACGCACUGGAAGCGCGUGAGCUACACUUUUUUCAAAUGCAGGUCCAUCACUACUUCAAACUUGAGUUUGAUGUUUAGAAGUCAGAGUUGGACUUCAAUGGAUGUUGUAAGGUUAUUAAACCUGUACUGAGUGAGUGUUACCCAGCCGGGGGAAAUAUGACAUCAUGUAGGGUUUUUUUUCUAACCUCAGUCUUGUUAAGAGUUACAUUAAAGGAAAGGUGUGAGGUGAAGAGCUCUGAAGUGUGACUGCAAGCUUAGAAGGUGCCAGGAAAAUUACUUAUUUGGAGAGAACAUUUGAAAUAAAAAGUCUGCCCACACGACUCGUUGGUAUCCAGAAGUAUUUGAACCAACACUGAGGUGGAGCGGAGAAAGGCUGAUAGAUAAACAUGUUAGAUAAACAUAACCCGUCCUGUUGGCACAGCGCAGUAUCAGUCAUGCUGCUCCAUCAAAUAUCUCAUCUGCAGUUAUUCAUAAAGCAUCUUAAUAAACAGCAUCAAGGGUCAAUAACAGCAUCCAGUGCGCUCUGGCCUUAAUGACUGAAUGUGAGUUUACAUGUAUCUUCACAUUUCUAUAAGUUUGUUUAUAUUUGUAAACUAUGUAAAGUAACAGUUUACAUUAAACAUGGCUUUUAUUAUUUUGGAUGAGUAAAGGAGUGGGGGGGGAAAAAAGUGUAUUAUUCAUCCAUUAAUAAAAUGUGGUAACACUUAGCGAGGGUCCAUGAAUGAUCAUUAACUUAUACAUGACUUCAUGAAUGGCAAAGGAAGAAGUCAAUCAUGAGGCAUGAACAAGAAUCGACAGUAACUCAUGUUAGGGAAUCUCAGUCAUGAUGGUUUCUUUGUUAUGUUCUUUUGUUCUUCAUGUCGACAGUAAUCAACUCACCUCUCACAGCUCAUGUGUUCUGGUGAAUUCAAAGAGAAGUUAGUCAUGACCUAGUGUUAGUCAUGAUUAGGUGACUUCAUCAUGUUGGCUGCCCUUUAAACAAAGUGGAGACCUGCUGUGUCUGGAGGCCUAUUCACACCUGCACUUUGCAGGAUAUAAACGUCCUCACUCGCUCACGAAAUAUAACCUGCUGCUUUCACACAUCGGCUCACUAUGACUAAUUGCCGUUAUUUUACCAAGGGGGGCCGGCAGUAAUAAGGCAGGAUAAAGUCGGUUUCAGAAAUGUGUCCAUUUGCCACCACACAUUGAAAAAUGUCAGGAAAUGUUCAGGAGUUGUGUGAACAGAGCGUUGGACAAUGAUGAAAAAAAAAUUCCAACUCACUUAUCCAAACUUGAGAAUUUAAUGGAGUUCAAUAUUUGAUCUAAUUUAUACUGUCAGUCUUUUAAAUACACAAAGCCUUACUUACUUAUUCAUCAGACCUGAUAAAGUCAGUCAAGAACUCAUUAUGAUGAUAAAAGCAGAAAUCUUUCCCCAUGAAGAAGACAUGCUCAUCAUUUCUAACUCAGAAGGAUGAUUGAAUUGUUCUUUCUCUCAGUGAUAUGAGACUUCUAGUUCAUCGUUGUAUAUUCCGUUUAGUUGAGCUCUUCUUUUUGGACGUGAAGUCAUUAUAAUAUUAAUGAUCAUUCCCUGGACACAAAUGUUACCCAAAAUCUUUUAAAAGUGUUUUGUGAAUAUUUUCUGAAUGAGUUCUGAGUUUUUACCUUUUUAGAUCUAGUUGAGAGACAAUGUACAGUACGAUGUUUCACACGCUUACCUUCUUUUAAAGACAUAUCAAACAUGCCAAAUACUUCUGACUGUACGUGUAAUAACUGUGUAAUUUUGUGACAUAGCAGAACAGUGUGCCAAUUUGUUAAAAGAUGAAUAAAAGUCACAGUGAAAAGGCCA